Molecule: messenger RNA, 3196 nt
Organism: Lates calcarifer (barramundi perch)
Lineage: Eukaryota; Metazoa; Chordata; Actinopteri; Centropomidae
Product: interferon alpha/beta receptor 1b
Exons: 8
Coding region: 133-1404 (423 amino acids)
Molecular function (GO): interferon receptor activity; protein binding
Source: RefSeq, a predicted model, not a curated record
CUAGCUACUUGACACUUAGAUGUUGGACGGCCGAGCUGAGUCCGUCCCAACCGAGAUUCACCUAGGACCCUGACCAUAUGAAAAACAGUCGGUUGGAAGGUUAACUGGACAGUACCUUGCGAAACGACAACCAUGUCCGCAGCUUUGCAUGUCUCCCUUCUUGUUUUGUACCUUCAAAACAGCGUUGGAGUUUAUUGCAUUGAUGCAACAACUUCAGUUGGAGUGGGAGCAGAGGUGCCCCCACCACAGGAUGUGACCAUCAUCACCUUAAAUACCAACUACACACUGAGUUGGAACUGGGACCAGAGCCAUGCUGUCACCUUCACCACACAAUAUGUUGGGAAGUACGAGCUGAAGUUCAAGAAGAAGAUUCCAAACUGGACCACAGCAUGUGAAGAGACAUCACAGAGGUCAUGUGACCUUACAGCGUUCAACCUUCACUACUUGGGCAUCUACAUGCUUCGUGUACGAGCCAACGUGAAUGGGCAUCACUCCAACUGGGUGCAUUUGGAAUUCUGCCCUGAUAAAGAUGCUGCUGUGGGUCCUCCAUCCAAAGUGGACCUUGCUCCUGCUGGAAGCGACCUUGAUGUUUUCAUCUCUGACCCUCUGACCAGCACCAACAGUUCCAUGAAGGAGAAGCUUGACCAGAUGUACUACCUCAUUCUCUAUUCAGAGCGUUCUGGAGACACACAGGCAUUAAGAACCCAGACGUUAACCAGCAGUGCCAAUGUGGUGACUUUGCCAAACCUGAAGGCCUGGACAUGGUACUGUGUUAGCGUCCAGACACACGCUGACUUCUACAACAAGAGCAGCAGCUUCACCUCUCCCCAGUGUAUGCAGACUGAAGGUAAUGCUCCAUGGUGGCUGGUCUUUCUGUGCUUCCUGGGCUCUCUGGUGAUCUGCUUCCUGGUCAUGCUGCUGUCACUCUACACCUUCUUUUGGUUCUACAAGACCAUCAAGGCAACAUUUUACCCCUCCAACCAGAUACCUAAACACUUCAAGGAGUUUCUUUAUGACUCUCCUGCCUCUGACAUCCCUCGCCUCCUCACCCCGGAUUCAGAUUCAGAGCUGCUGUGUGAGGUGACAGUCAAUCCAGAGCCAGCGGUCCUGGAAAUUCACAAUCCUCCUCCUGAGGCCCUACUGGCACCUCCAUCAGGCCUGGAGCCAGACAGCAGUGGCAGACACACUCGUCAAGACAGCAGCAGCAGUGGAGAUUCAGGAGUUUACUCUUCGGGGGGCAGCUCCAACCUGCGGCAGCCUAACAGCAGUCAGUUCUCCACAGGGGCUGAAGAUGUUUGGAAGGGCCCCUUUGACCUGGAGCAGGUUAAGAUGCAGGAGAUGACUCCCAGGCUAAAAAGUCAACUCCUGAUCACAGAUGAGGGCGUUGUAGAUAUGUGUGUCUGAGGGCAUGUGUGGGGAAAAUACAUCUGUUAAAAAGAGACAUGAAGCAAGGAUGAUGUUAGGGAAGAUAGAGGUUUGAAGAAAAUGUACAGUGUGCCUUUUCUCCACCUGUCACUGUGAAACAAGGAGAGGAAGAUGUUGUCUGUUUAAAAAAAAUGUAGGGAAAAAGAACUACUAGAAAAAAAACAAGCUCAUGAAUGAAAGACAAAACUGAUCUGCUGUAGUGUUACUCACUAUUUCAUUUUCCAAGGAGGAAGGUUGUCAUGCUGAAGACAAACCAUUCAGUGUUGAUGUAGCUUUCUUAAAAAAAAAAAAAAAAAAAACCUUUUGAGAAUCCAGAUCCUUAUUUCACCUACAUUUUGGAACCAGCCAGGAAUUACUGUUAGUGCUGAUUUAAAUAUAUUGUAGAUUCCCUUCAUCUCGUCUUCAACACCCACUAUCCUAACCCUGCAUUCAUGCUGUAAAUGGUUGACAUGCCUCUGAGGAUUAGAGUACCAUAAUUUCCGGACUAUAAGCCGCUACUUUUUUCACACGCUUUGAACCUUGCGGCUUAAACAAUGAUGCGGCUAAUUUAUAGAUUUUUAUGGGCUAAUGAGCUUCAUGCCAGCAAAAACAUUUAGACACCUGCGGCUUAUAGACAAGUGCGGCCUGUAUAUGUACUUUUUUUUUUCUUUUUAAAUUUAGUGGGUGCGGUUUAUAUUCAGGUGCACUCAAUAGUCCGGAAAUUACGGUAUAUCUGUGUAGCAGUCUGCUUUAUUAAUGGUUUUGAUCUAACCAGCCUGAUUAGACCCAGUAUAAUUUGGACCCAGCCAGACUUGGGUCUGAGCCAGUUUGGUAUGUGGGCAAUGGGUCAGCUUAGCUGGUGGAAGACUGUAGUAAUCAUGUGUUAUGGAUACCUACAAUACUUUUUCUCUGGACACUGUUAAACAGACUAAUGGCUGACCAUCAAAACAGCGAAAGGUUGUGGUGCCACACUUGUGACCAUCUGUGUGUCAGAGGAGUGUCUUCAUUCUACAGGAAAGUAGUGGACUUGGUCUGACCUGUUGAUAAUGUUGCUUCAAGUUUGAACUACUGAUCAGAGAUACUUUUCUGUGCCAGGCUUAGUUGUGUGGCAUGGAGAUUUAAAACCCACUUAAUGACUCAGACACACAUGGACCUUUUGCACUCUUGCAGUGUACAUGUCUCUGCCAAUGGGGUUUUACAGCUGGGAAUGCCAAAAACAUCAACAUUUUUUGAAGAUGUUCACUUUGAAAUGACUAUUAUGAGAGUAAAAGUUUUCUUUUUUGAAUGUAUGUGAUAUAUGGUGUUAAUUUGAAAACACGCAUUUAAUUUUUCCAUUUUUCCAUUUAUGAUUCUUAUAGAAUCUUGGUGCCAUAUUAGUUUUGUUUGUUCAUGUAACUUACUUUGUUUAUAUCAAAGAUUCUUUUCUUCAUAUUUUUGAUUGGAGCUGUAUUAUUUCCACCUCUGUUCAUCUUUCAUGUUUGUUUUUAUGUUUUGAUGUAGAAAUUUGCUUGUAACAGAACAUGCCUCAGCACUUAUUUAUCUAGAUCACUUAUUCUGUGACUUCACACUCAACAAAGAUGAAAAGAAGCUUAGCAAACUUAUUUUGUGAAAUGAGUUCAGAAUGUUGCAGAAUUUCCAGUCUAAAUUGCCUCAGCAUCUUUUGCCAUCACUCUUUGUUGCAGUGUUUGUUGACUUGUAUAUUUGCCUAUUGUAAAACGAUGUACUGGUGAAUCUACAGCACCCAUUUUAAUGGACAAUCAUAAAAAUUAAAUAAAUCACCUCUAAUACCAAA